Molecule: messenger RNA, 1515 nt
Organism: Kalmanozyma brasiliensis GHG001
Lineage: Eukaryota; Fungi; Basidiomycota; Ustilaginomycetes; Ustilaginales
Product: Thioredoxin domain protein
Exons: 2
Coding region: 1-1515 (504 amino acids)
Biological process (GO): protein folding; response to endoplasmic reticulum stress
Cellular component (GO): endoplasmic reticulum
Molecular function (GO): protein disulfide isomerase activity
Source: RefSeq, a predicted model, not a curated record
AUGCGUUUCACUCGUUCCGCCAUCGCGGCCGGUCUGGCUACCGCCGCCACCUUCAUGUCCGCCGAGGCUUCGUCAUCGUCCGACGUCCUUGUCCUCGGUCAUGCUAACUUUACCGAUCACGUUGCCAAAGAGCCUCUGAUGCUCGUCGAGUUCUACGCGCCUUGGUGCGGUCACUGCAAGCAGCUCGCCCCCGAGUACGAAAAGGCCUCUACUGAACUGCUCGCUGACAAGAUCAAGCUCGCCAAGGUCGACUGCACCGAGGAGAACGAGCUCUGCGCUGAGCACAAUGUCGAGGGCUUCCCCACCCUCAAGGUCUUCCGCAACGGUCAGUCUGCCGAGUACAACGGUAACCGAAAGGCCGACGGCAUUGUCUCGUACAUGAAGAAGCAGUCACUCCCUGCUAUUUCCACCAUCACCGCCGACAACUGGGCUGAAUUCAAGGGCAAGGACCGUGUCGUUGCCAUUGCGUACCUCGACGCUGCCGACGACGACAGCCUCUCCGCCGUCGAAGCUGUUGCCAACGGUCUGCGCGACAACUACUUGUUCGGUGUCUCCCACGACGCCGCGGUCGCCGAAAAGGCUGGUGUCAAGGCGCCUGCCUUCGUCGUGUACCGUCAGUUCGACGAGCCCGAGGUCAAGUUGGACAGCACCAAGUUCGACGACCAGGAGAUUCUGGAAGCCUUCCUCAGGGCCGAGUCGAUUCCCCUCGUGGAUGAGCUCAGCGCCGAGAACUUCAUGAGCUACGCCGACACGGGCCUGCCCCUGGCCUACCUCUUCUCGGACGCCGAGUCCAAGGACCUGCAGACCAACAUCGACUCGAUCAAGGCGCUCGCCAAGGCCAACAAGGGCAAGCUCAACUUUGUGUGGAUCGACGGUAACAAGUACUCUGCCCACGCCAAGUCGCUCAACAUCCAGUCCGAAGACUGGCCCGCAUUCGCGAUUCAGGACAUUGAGCAGAACCUCAAGUACCCGCUCGAGGAUCUCUCUGGCGACCUGGUCGGCAAGGUGACCGACUUUGUCAAGCAGUACACCUCGGGUUCGCUCAAGGCUUCGGUCAAGUCCGAGCCCAUCCCCAAGGACCAGGACGGUCCCGUACACGUGCUGGUCGCUGACGAGUUCGACGCUGUCAUCGGCGACGACAGCAAGGACAUGUUGGUCGAGUUCUACGCCCCCUGGUGCGGCCACUGCAAGAAGCUUGCGCCCACCUACGACACGCUCGGCGAGAAGUACAAGGCGCACAAGGACAAGGUGCUGAUUGCCAAGAUGGAUGCCACUGCCAACGACAUUCCGCCCACUGCUGGCUUCUCGGUGCAGUCUUUCCCCACCAUCAAGUUCAAGGCUGCCGGCAGCUCGGACUGGAUCGAGUUCAACGGUGACCGAUCGCUCGAGGGCUUUGUUGAUUUCAUUGCGCUCAACGGCAAGCACAAGGUGUCUGUGGACCUCGAGCCCAUCAACGCGACUGGCUCUGAGCACGCCGCGCACCACGACGAGGCCAUCCACCACGAGGAGCUCUAA